AUGUUAAUUGAUAUUUUAUUGAUUACAUUGUUUUAUGUUGGGACGAAGGAUUUUGGGUGGAGUUCGGAUAGUGAUGACAUUGAGAUAGUGAUUAGUAGAAACUGUUCACAAGACUUUGUAAAUGAAACUAUUGAGGAUGAAACCAUGGAAGAGCAAUAUGAUGUGAGCAUGAGAGAUGGAUUGGAUGUGGGAGAUGACGUUAAUUUGGGAGUUGGUGAUGGAGAUGGAAUCAUUUCGAUUUCCACUUCCAGUAGUGAAAAUCUUGAACCGUUCGUUGGGAAGGAAUUUGAUGAGGUUGAGGAUGCCCAAACAUUUUACAAGGCGUAUGCAAGACGAAAAGAUUUUAUAAUGAGAACCAAUCAUACGCAAUUAUCCAGAGAGGACAGAAAAUUAGUUGCAGUACACUAUGUUUGUACAAGGGAAGGAUUUAGGCGUGAAAGUCUCAAACAAAAAGAAAGAAAAAAUCCCGAACUUGCUGAAACAAAGAUUGGUUGUAAAGUUACCAUGUGUAUAAAAAAUGAUGAUGAAAGGUGGAUAGUUUGCAAGUUUGUGCCUGAACACAACCAUGUGCUACUGACACCAAGAAGUACGAGCUUGCUCCGUGGACAUAGAGGGGUAACGCGUGUGCAAAAGAAAUUCAUUCUCACUUUGAAUGAGUCCGGCAUACCGACAAGGAAGAUAAUGUCGGUCUUGAGCAAAGAAUCACGUGGUGAUUUUAACAUAGGUUGUAUUGGUAAAGACGUUGAAAAUUAUUUGGGAAAUAAAAGAAGAAAAUUGUUUGAAGAGGGAAAUGUACAAAGAUUGUAUGCAUACUUUGUUGAUCGACAGUGUAAAGAACCUGAGUUUGUAUAUUCCAUGCAGAUUGAUGAGAAUGAGUGUAUGAGAAGCUGUUUUUGGGCAGAUGCAAGAUCAAGGUCUACAUAUCAAUAUUUUGGAGAUGUUGUCACGUUUGAUACGACAUACCUCACAAACAUUCAUAAGAUGCCAUUUGUGCCGUUUUCAAGAGUAAAUCACCAUCACCAAACCAUAAUGUUUGGUUGUGCAUUGUUAGUCAAUGAAACAACUGAAUCCUAUAUAUGGUUAUUGAGGACAUGGCAGGAAGCAAUGCUGGGGCGUGCCCCUUUAACUAUUAUUACUGAUGAUGACAAAGCCAUGGAGAAGGCAAUUGCAGAGGUACUUCCAAAUACUAUUCACCGGUUGUGCUUGUGGCAUAUUUUGCAAAAAUUUUCAGAACAUUUGGCACAUGUUUACAACAAGUUUCUGGAAUUUUCGAAAGAGUUCUAUCAUUGUAUUCAUGAGACAAUAACAUGUGAUGAAUUUGAGGAGGAAUGA
Carya illinoinensis is the source of this 1332-nucleotide messenger RNA. Its product is annotated as protein FAR1-RELATED SEQUENCE 5-like. The record is from RefSeq and is a predicted model, not a curated record. The coding region runs from base 1 to 1332 and encodes 443 amino acids. NCBI's taxonomy places the organism in Eukaryota, Viridiplantae, Streptophyta, Magnoliopsida, Fagales, Juglandaceae. The transcript has a single exon.